CAAUAAUCCAAUCAACGGGAUUUUUGAAACUGGACACGUGUCGAAUAAGAUGCCAAGUUCGAUACACCUGUUCCUCGCAACGGCAGCAACGUCUGCGGCGUCCAAGUCGAAAUGGUUUCAACCAAUCGCUAAUCCAAUCAACGGGAUUUUGGAAACGGCAAUUGAACGGGAUAUAACUAUGAAUGAGAAUUCUGUCUGGCUGCUACUAAACGAAAGAGACCUGCAACGCAGCCUGUGCUGUCGAGGUUGAGAACAAGUUGUAGGAGAUUUAAUAAUUGUAUGGAUUCUCUGUGUAUAAAGUCUGCUCCUGUGAUGGAACCAGAAUGUAGUGAAGGGCUGUCUCCAACAAGUAUAUUUCAUUAUCAUUCAAAGAGAGCCAUUCCUACAAAAGGACCGGAUGUGCUGUUGCAGUGUCAUGGAAUAACGUGGGAACUCCACAAGCCGUACAUUCGGAAGUUCCGCACAUUGUCUGGUCUCUUACAGCAUGCUGUUAUCUCAGCAACUGCAUGAAGUUCUUGCCAGGGCACUCGGUUUGCUGUAUGAAGACCAGUUUACUGUGUCACCUGAAGAGGUGGUUUCUGUAUUGGCAGCUGCGUCACUUCUUUUGUAUCCUGAACUGCAAAAAGAAUGCUGUGAAGUGAUGUUAAGAUUCAUCAAUGCGAGGACAGUCUCAAUGUACUACUUGGCAUCUACCAAGGUAAAAUGAUGUUAUGAACAUUAGCACAAGUGCAAACUUUUAUGGAUUACAACUGACAUCGUGCAGUCGACUCUUGACCAACAAUAAGUUGUGUGGGAUGUAAUCAUGACUGCAAUACGAACAGAAGUUAGUGACACUGAAACUCAUUAUGAUCAUUGAAUGGCUCAGCUAUCAGCAUAUUUGCAGUGGUGGGUGACAAUGUGAGAGAUCAAUGCAAAUAGGGUGUUGUAGAAAUGAUGUGCUGAUUAUGAAAAUGACAAUAUGAACUUGUAGGCAGGAAAUGAGAAAGGGGAGGGGCUGGAUAUGAAAACAUAUUGAGGUCAUCAUUUGUAGAUGAUUUUGGAAACAUUAGAUUAGGUGGAAAUGUUCUAUUUCAGACUAGAAUGUACUCACCCCAGAUGUGAGGGUGUGUGAGGAGGAGUAUAUAAGAGCAAGCUGACCAGCUCACUUCAUCAGUAUCGAGGAUAUCGGUCAUCAUCAUGUUUUCAUUUUUUGUGACAGUUCUUGUGCUCAUUCAAGUCAUUGCUACUUCUGUUGGUCAAAGUGUGCCAGAUGAGAGAAAUCAGCAGACUUGUGUACCUGCUGGUGUACCUGGAGUACCUGGAUCACCUGGGUUGCAUGGAUCACCUGGACGAGAUGGAAUGAAAGGAGGAAAAGGAAUGAAGGGAGAGAAAGGAUUAGUUGGAGAUGUCGGCAGUAAAGGUAACGCUGGGAAGAUAGGUCCACAAGGAAUAGGAGGAGAAGAAGGUAGGAAAGGAAAAACAGGAAGUAAGGGAGAAGAGGGAUUAGUUGGAGAUGCUGGUCCACAAGGAAUAAAAGGAGAAGAAGGAAGGAAAGGAGAGAAAGGAGAAGUAAUGACACUCAACUGGAAACAGUGUGUGUGGAAUAGAAAUGAUGUGAAGAACAGCGGUCUGAUUCAGAACUGUAAUUUUAGGAAACGUGACAGCAAUUCCGGUUUACAUGUUGCAUAUGCAGGAAAUCUUGGGGUUUACUGCUCCAGUGGUUCUUGCUGUUCUCGAUGGUAUUUUACAUUCAACGGUAACGAGUGCAGUGGACCUAUGACUAUUGAGGGAGUUGUGUAUGGUCAACCAGCUAAUGGUUAUCCUCACCGUCACAGACAGAUUGAGGGAUACUGUGAGAACAUUGCAGCAGGUCAAGUCACAAUUGGAUUCAACAUUGGAAACUGUAACAAAUUGAGAUCAACAACAUAUAAUGGUGAUACAGGAUGGAUAUCAGUAUCUCGCAUUAUGAUUGCAGAAGUUCCUCCAUCACAAAAGUAACUGAAUUAGAGAGAAAUUAGAACUUGUGUUCAGUAUAGUUUGCAGUACGUACAGUACGAGGUAGCUGAAAUAGGAGGCUGGAUGGUGCGUGUGCAUGUCUCUCUUUGCUGUAUGUGAGUGUUUGUAUGAUUAAUUCAACGUGUAGCUGCAACUAACAAUUGAUAUCGUCCUUCAAA
Corticium candelabrum is the source of this 2153-nucleotide messenger RNA. Its product is annotated as collagen triple helix repeat-containing protein 1-like. The record is from RefSeq and is a predicted model, not a curated record. Gene Ontology annotation, cellular component: extracellular matrix. NCBI's taxonomy places the organism in Eukaryota, Metazoa, Porifera, Homoscleromorpha, Homosclerophorida, Plakinidae. The coding region runs from base 1177 to 1977 and encodes 266 amino acids. The transcript is spliced from 9 exons.